This is a messenger RNA of Plasmodium relictum, 855 nucleotides long. RefSeq names its product conserved Plasmodium protein, unknown function. The record is from RefSeq and is a predicted model, not a curated record. The coding region runs from base 1 to 855 and encodes 284 amino acids. The transcript has 4 exons. Lineage: Eukaryota; Apicomplexa; Aconoidasida; Haemosporida; Plasmodiidae.
AUGGAAGAUAGUGAUGAUGAAGAAAAUGUCCAAGUUAUUGUGUUUGGGAAUUCGUCUAUAGCUAAUUUUGAUGAUUUCUACAGAGAAGAAAUUACAAGAGAGAAAAAUUAUGAAGAAAAAAAUAACACAAACACAAAUAAUUCUCUCAAAAAUGAGGUUCAGAGUGAAGAAAUAGAAGAUUUAGAUUUAGAUGCUCAAGUAUUAAAGGCAACGAAAGAAAAUAAAGUUUUUAUGAAAUAUGAGUACACUCAUGAAAAACCAUGGACAUAUCAUAGUGACAAAAGCAUUUGGUUUAAUUACAAUUUUGAUGAAAAUAGCUUUAAAGAUUGGGUUCAGAAGCACAUUGACAGAAGAAUUGAAAAGCAGCAGAAUUAUCAAAUUGAAAAUUCAGAUAAUAUUUUUAAUGAAAAUUUAAAAAGUAACAUAAAUACUUCAACUUAUGAAGAAGAUUUACAAAUUUCAAAAAAUCUUAAUUAUAAAAAUCAAAAUGUAAAAAAUAAAAUGAAAUAUAAAAAUACGAAAAAUAAUUUUUAUAAUAAUAAAAAUAGUAUACAUAAUAAUAUUAAUAAAGAUAAUUCGACCUUCACAGCUGAUGAAAAUAGUUUUGAUAAUCAGGUAUUUAGGAAUGAAGAUUUUUUUAUCCAUUCUAAUAAAAAUAAAUCAUAUGAUAACAAUAAAGAUAUUAAGAAUAAUUUUAUACAAAGUUAUAGUAAUAACAAUACGAGUAUUAACAGUUAUAACAAUAACAGCAAUAAUAAAAUAAAAAAUGAUACAGUAGAUGUUCCGAUUCAAAAUGAUGAUUUAAAACAGUUACAAAAUUUAAUUAACUUUUUUAAAGAAAACCCAGAAGUAUAA